AAAAACAAGGAGAAAAAAAAGCGCUUAUUGUUGGACACAUUUGACAUUACAUCAACACACAGCACUGCGACGACGACCAAUGGCCGGCACAGCGAUUUGUCGUUGCUUCGUCGUCUCCAACACGCCUCCCUCUCUCUCCUUCUGUAAGCGUCUCUUUUCCACGUUUCGCACACACCUCCAUGCCUCCUCCUCAACACCACCACCAUCACUCCUCUCACUCACCACGACCACCGCACUCAAUCCAUCAAAACCCGCCACACUUCCAUUGAUAAACCCACCAAACACUCUUGCUUCCACAAUCAGAAGAUCAUUCACUACCACCUCCGAAGAAGAACAACAACCCGCCCCUACCAUAAAACGCAACACCAAAGUCAAUUUCUCUUUAUCCGACUCUGAUUCUGAUUCUGAUUCCGAAAACACAAAAACCCAGUUGACAACGAGGAGGGGAGAGAUUGAUAAGACCAAGUUGCCACCUCCUUACGACCCAUUUAACAAGAAGGCAGUGAUUGAAGAGCCAGGGGAUCCAAAAAAUCUGCAAGAAGUGUUUCAUAAGAUACGCAAUGAUGGGCUUAUCAACAAUGCAGUCAAGAUGUUCGACGCAUUGUCUAAGGACGGACUCACCCACGAAGCUCUUGAAUUGUUUGGGCAAAUCAAGGACAAGGGAAAUAUGCCUGAUGUGGUGGCACACACUGCUGUCAUUGAGGCAUACGCCAAUGCCGGGCAGGGGAAGGAUGCCCUCAAGGUGUACCUACGGAUGCUGGCGUCUGGGGUCACCCCCAAUGCGUAUACAUACACCGUGUUGAUCAAGGGGCUGGCGAGUUCUGGGGAUGCUAAGUUGUUGGGUGAGGCGAAGAAGUAUGUGGUGGAGAUGAUGGACAAGGGCAUGAGGCCCAAUGCAGGGACUUAUGUCGCGGUGUUUGAGGCGUUUGCGAGUGAGGGGAAUGUGGAGGAAGGGAGUGAGUUUCUGGAGCAGAUGAAAGCUAAGGGCUUUGUCCCGGAUGAGAAGGCUGUCAGGGAGGUUCUUCGCGACAAAAGAGGUCCAGUUUUUCGCAGCAUUAUGAACUUGCUCUUUGGGAAGUAAAUUGAGCGAGAUGGGGUACACAGAUAUGGAGAAGAGGCAACUGUUCUUGAGAAGCUAUAGGUUCUGCAGGAAGAAGAGUGUGGCUGAGAGGAUUAGGAGAUCAUUGUUCCGGGUCAAACGGGUUAUCUGGGUCAGGAUCCGAUCCGUCCGAAAACUCCGAAGGGUGGUCUGUUUCAGGCUAAGAUGUGGUUUUUACGUUAGAAGAAGGUUUAUGAGUCUUCAAAACCAUAGAUCAAGUGGCCUUUCUUGGCCAUCUUCUUGCUUCUGGUAGGACUCUCUCUUUCUUUUCUUUUCUUUUUCAUUUUUUUUUUUUUUUAGUACCUGAAAGUUAAUGGUUUGAUAACUUACAAGCCCAAAAUAUAUAUAUUCGGAUUAAGAUCCUCCCUACAGUCCCUGAUAUUCACUGCUGUAUCCAGUGAACAAAUAAUUAACUGUUAUUUAUAAUAAUAAAUAAUAAAAAGUAAGGAUGGAAUGUUGUGUA
Cornus florida is the source of this 1562-nucleotide messenger RNA. Its product is annotated as pentatricopeptide repeat-containing protein At4g38150-like. Gene Ontology annotation, molecular function: protein binding. Bases 80 to 1081 code for a protein of 333 amino acids. The transcript is spliced from 2 exons. The record is from RefSeq and is a predicted model, not a curated record. Lineage: Eukaryota; Viridiplantae; Streptophyta; Magnoliopsida; Cornales; Cornaceae.